ACUGCGGACACAGUACAACCCCCCAAGACUGCGGACUGUAUAGGGGAUGACCAAGACACUGCGGACAGUACACCUACAACCAGAGACUGCGGACAUAGUACAGGAUCCACCUACCAGAGACCGGACUGUAUAGGGAUGACCAAGAUACUGCGGACAUAGUACAGGGGAUGACCAGAGACUGUCCAUAUAGUACAAGAUGACCAGAGACACGGACAUCCACCUACAGGAGAUGACCAGAGACUGCCACCUACAGGAGAUGACCAGAGACUGCCACAGUACAGGGGGAUGACAAUAAGACUGCAGACAGUACAGGAGAUGAC
Molecule: messenger RNA, 320 nt
Organism: Staurois parvus
Lineage: Eukaryota; Metazoa; Chordata; Amphibia; Anura; Ranidae
Source: the annotation of a GenBank genome assembly